Messenger RNA from Polistes canadensis, 940 nucleotides. RefSeq names its product ATPase inhibitor mai-2, mitochondrial-like. Gene Ontology annotation, cellular component: mitochondrion. Gene Ontology annotation, biological process: negative regulation of ATP-dependent activity. Gene Ontology annotation, molecular function: ATPase inhibitor activity. The coding region runs from base 163 to 477 and encodes 104 amino acids. The record is from RefSeq and is a predicted model, not a curated record. The transcript has 3 exons. Lineage: Eukaryota; Metazoa; Arthropoda; Insecta; Hymenoptera; Vespidae.
AAUCACGAGAGAGUCUCCGGAAUUUUUCUCGUAUGGUUUCGUUUCAAUAAACUUGUAUUGUUGUAGGCAAUAUUAAAGCAAGAACGAGAGAGUGCCGAAAUAUUCAAUUACGCGUCAAUAAAUUGUUAAUAUUCAGUUUACAGUUUUAAAAAGUUGUCAAAUAUGCAGAGAAUUAAUCCUAGACUUAUGCAGAAUAUUUCUGCACUCAGUCGAAUGAAAAUGUCUAAUGAUAGCGGUUCUCGUGGAAGCAAGGGCAGCGCUGGUGCUAUCCGUGAUGCUGGUGGAGCUUUUGCGCAAAUGGAAGCGGCUCAUGAAAAUCAAUACUUUUAUAAUCAGCAAAAAGAACAAUUAAGAAAAUUGAAGGAAGGUCUCACCGAUGAAAUAGCUUUCCACGAGGAACAGAUUCGUCGUCAUCAAGAGGCCAUAGAACGUCAUAAGACAAGAAUGGACGAAAUGCAUAAAACUAAUGAUAAAUAAAUAAAAAUAUCUCUCUGUCUUAUAUAAUUUUUCUAAUGGUACUUGACACUGAUAUUAAGUCCGAUAUGUGGUCAAUAAAAAGAUUAGCAGGAUUAGUUAAUAAUUAGUAAGUUUCAUUUUAUAUUUAUGUAUAUCAAAUUAAUAUAUUUCAAUGAAUUAUUUUUACCUGUUUAUGGCUUCAUCGAUAAUUAUUUUCAAAUAUCAAAUCAAUUGGUUCCGAUGUAACAAUUAUUUUUUGACUUUUAACAUAUAUGUUCUAAGGAAACUAUUAUAAAUCCGCUAAACCUUUCACUCCAUGUAUGUAUACAUAAAUAGAACAUUUUUACUUUUUCAAAAAUAAGAACAAAGUUCUGGCUGAACAGUAACAGUUAUUCCGCUUUAAAAAGUUAAAGUACUUAUAUAUACCGUUUAGUAUAACAUAGGUAAGAGUACGUAAGAGUACAAUAAAAUAAUUGCUUCAAUA